Molecule: messenger RNA, 1721 nt
Organism: Mugil cephalus (flathead mullet)
Lineage: Eukaryota; Metazoa; Chordata; Actinopteri; Mugiliformes; Mugilidae
Product: V-set and transmembrane domain-containing protein 2-like protein
Exons: 4
Coding region: 306-953 (215 amino acids)
Source: RefSeq, a predicted model, not a curated record
CUCAGAAGGAUCAAAGGAGUCAAACUUUCGCCGACACUCACGUAUGUGUCAGAUCCCUCCGCCUAAUUGACUCCCGGUGUGAGCCGCUGCACCUGCCUCCACGCUGCGUCUCCCUCCGCCUGCGAACGGCCGCAUCACCACCUCCUCCUCCUCCCGCGAAGCAGAGCGGAGCGUCUCUCUCCUCCGGCUCCAGCUGUGUAUGUCUGCGAGGGCUGCUCAGCGCCGGUGGGCACAUACCGUCAUCGAUGCUCUCCACGUAACGUGACAAAUUUCACACAACUGCAUUAAGAAAUACGACCGAAGCAAUGGGAGCGUUUGGAGUGAUAGUAGGGAUUUUACAGUACGCGGGACUUUACGUUCAACUUAACGCGGCUCUCCACGACGGACACGCAGAGGUGGAUAAUCACGUCUCUGGAAAUGCUCUCUUCACAGAGGUCCCACACGACAUCACGACGCACAGCGGCGAGGAUGUAGAGAUGGCCUGCUCCUUCCGCGGGGCUGGCUCUCCCUCCUACUCCCUGGAGAUCCAGUGGUGGUACAUCAAGGAGCACAGAGACUGGCAAGACAAGCCUGCCCGCAUCACCAAUAAUGUCGUGUCCCUGGAGGAGACGUCCAGAGAGGCCACGAAAAUUAGCGUGGUGAAAGUGGCAGGAAGCAACAUCUCCCACAAGCUGCGCCUCUCCAGCAUCAAACCGUCGGACGAGGGCACGUACGAGUGCCGCGUCAUCGACCACAGCGGCGCCGUGCCGCAGCACCACCGGGUCCGGGCCUACCUCCAGGUCGAGCCCGAGAGGAGUCAGGGGUCGGGUGACGCCCAGCGGCAGGAGGGGGGACACCGGUCGCAGAGGAACCACCCGCGCUCCUCCUCCCCCCGGCAGACAGAGGAGGGCAGGGAUCUGAAGAAGAGAUCGACAGGCAGCGCCACUGACUGUAAUGACAGCUGUGUGCUUUAGAGCGAGCGACGUACCGGCCGGCCUGCAUGUUCACGACGUCGCGUCUGCGAAGGGGGACGUUCAUAAGCACACAUAAACAUCGGUCUUAACUGGACCUUUUUUUGUGUUUCCCAGUUUGAUUGUCUCUCUUUAAUAUUGUUGUUUGGAUGCCAGUACCGCUGAAUGCCAGUAGAGGGGGGUGUUUGCUCUCGUUGUUUUUCUCUCGUUCGUUCUCCGUGCUUUUUCACUGUUGCAUUCGGUUGAUGUCGAUGUGACAGUAAAACCGCAGUUUACUGUAAAAUACUUUGUCAUUUUUAUCUCAGAUGUCACAUUGUGUUAAACGGAUAGAGGUGGACACAGGGCGGAGGAUUUCAUUCACUUCACUUUUACCAAAACACACGUCCAAGGCUGCAGUAUUUCACUGUAAAUGCUUUCUAAGGAAACAAGAAUUGCUUAAGCUCAUCUUUUCAAAGUUAAGGUUUUAUUAAUUUUAACAUUUAACUUUUUAACUAAACCAGAAAAUGUCUAUCAGUGCAAACGUAUUUAUCACAUCACGGCUAUAUAGAAACUUUUACUCUCAUGGCUAAAACAAAUUUACUCAUUGCUGCCGCACCAGAUUAAGCAUCUACAACUAGUUACUAAAUUUUUCCACUAUUUUGUGCCCAUUGUGUCACUUCUUCUUGUCAAAACGCUUAAGUAGCACGUCAUCUUACUCUCACUUUUUGACUGUGUUCGUUGUUAGUGCUGCUGUUCUGUAUUUGUUCCGUUAAAUACAUUUAUUUGAAAUGA